This is a messenger RNA of Phialemonium atrogriseum, 2814 nucleotides long. RefSeq names its product topoisomerase II-associated protein PAT1. Gene Ontology annotation, cellular component: P-body. The transcript is spliced from 2 exons. NCBI's taxonomy places the organism in Eukaryota, Fungi, Ascomycota, Sordariomycetes, Cephalothecales, Cephalothecaceae. Gene Ontology annotation, molecular function: RNA binding. Gene Ontology annotation, biological process: deadenylation-dependent decapping of nuclear-transcribed mRNA; P-body assembly. The record is from RefSeq and is a predicted model, not a curated record. Bases 250 to 2325 code for a protein of 691 amino acids.
GGUGGUGGAGGUGGUGGCGCAACCUCUGGGCCCGUUGGCAAGGAUUUUGACUUUUUCGGCCAAACUGCCAAAGUUGCCAACGCCAUCGAGGAAGAGCACGUUCGCUACCAUCGCCAGCCUCCAACAGCCAAGAUCACGUCUACGGCGGCAGCAUCCGCUUCGACUUCGUCUUACUAUGCCCCCCAACAAUUCACCAAGCCAGCUCGCACUGGUUAUGAGAAGUACAAGGAAGAGCCGGUUGAGGACCUCAUGGUUGAUGCCGCCCUUUGGGGGGUCGCACCGAAGAAGCCGCAACAGCCCACUGCUCCGGCUCAGCCACUGGCAGGGCCGGCACCCAGUCGGAAGAUGAUGAGCUUGGAGGAGGUCGAAGCCCAGAUGCGUGCUCAGAAAAAGAACACGCCUCAGCCUUCAACCCAGCCUCCGGCUCAGGCUCUUCCUUCUCAGGCUCAUUUCCAACCCCAGGCUGCGUUCGACAAUGCUUAUCACUUCGCGCAAGCCCAGCCUAUCCCGGAGCAAAUACCAUCUCCCGCUGAGGCGCCCCCUCCGAAGGAGCACCAUGGGCAUGGACACCCUGUAACCAUCCUCCAGCGGCCGCAUUCGAAGCAAGCUCCUCACGCCGUUCCAAGUGCUCCGAGUCCUCAGCAGCGCCAACAGCCCGCGCCACCCGUCCAGCCGACUCAGAUUCUGCAGAAUCCCAACCGUCUGUCGGGCGAUGCUUCACGCAUUGGACCUCCUCACCAGCCUUCGCACCCUGGCCAGCCGACCCACCCGACCCAUCCAACUCACAGGCAGCAAGGCUCCUUCUCCCGCCAGCCACCAACCCAGCAGCAGCCUGCACAACUGCCCCAGCUGUCCGAGCAGCAGAAGGCAGCAUACCUGGCACAGGAGGCGAGACGUGCCAAGCGCAACCAUAAGAUCUUCCUCAUGUCGCGUGAUAAUGGCAUCAUGACCCCGCAAGACAAGAACUUUGUCACGAGGAUUCAACUUCAGCAACUUGUAUCGGCAACUGGGAAUCCCAAUGAGCGUGGCACGGACGAGUCUUUGGCUGAAGAUUUCUACUACCAGGUUCACAAUCAGAUCCAGGGCGGUCAGCGGCAGCAUCCUAGCCAGCCAUUGAACAACUUCGCUCAGACCUACCUCUUCCAGACGGGCAGCCGCCAGGGAGGCCUACGACGCCAACACCGGGGUGCCGAGAACCACAUGCAGCGGAUGGAGCAGCAAGUCCAGCGCGCCGUGGAGGCGGCCAAGAACAAGCCCAAGAACAAGCAGCUCAUAAUUGAAGGGAGUCUGGGUAAAAUCUCCUUCAGCAAUGCCAAGACCCCGAAACCCUUGCUCAAUAUCAAGCGCACCGAUGGUCCCGGCGAGUCCCAUCGGCCAGGUAGCUCCAGCCGGCACGCUGCUCCGGCUGGCAUUGAUUCCAAGAGCGUCUUGCGCUCCAUCGAGCUCGUAUACGACACGCUGAUGAAGAUGGAGGAUCAUGACCGCAACGCCCCUCCGCCUCCAACCAGCGAGGCCGAUGUCGAGGCUGUCCAGAAGUUUGUUGCCUGGAGAGACGAAGCGCAGAAACUGAACAGCAAGCUCUGGGAGGCGCUGAAGGUGCAUGAACCCCUUGGCGUCUUCCCUGUUCACCCCUUCAUUGCCUUGCUUUCGUACAGCAAGGGCAAGAAGGCCAUGCAGCGCGUUUUCAGACACACCACCCAGGAACAGCGGACCACUAUCCUGACCCUCAUCGUCGUCCACCUUGACACCCUUGACGUAGUCCGUGGAGCCCAGGUCAACACCGACGAUACCUUGCUGAACUCGGCCAUGCGCGAAAACAUCGAGCUCUUCUCCCUGGCGGUCAUGUCAACCCUCUUCAACUUCAUGAAUGAGCUUGACCUCGACAUUGUGGCUGGUAUCCUGGGUCUUGUGUGCACGCAGAACGUGGAUAUCAUUGCCAAGUCGCGCGUUGGAGCCUCCAUGCUAACCAUGAUCCUGAGCCGCGCCGAGAUCAUAAAGCAGAACAGUGGCGGCAAUGAGCAGACGUGGCAGGUUUGGGAUGGUACUUACACCAAGUUCUUCAACCUUCUCGAACCCACUCUCCCUUACGUAUUCCCCGGCACCGUGAACUCUGGCGAAGACGUUUACGUCUGGCAGCUUCUUGCGGCCAUUGGUAUUGGCGCCAGCCCCGAUCAACAACAGAGGCUUGUUCUGGCCGUUAAGGAUCGCGUGAUGGAUACUGUCACCCUUGCGAAGACACUUCCUCAGGAGAUGGCAGCUCAACGGCUACAGAACGUCAAUCUGUUCAUGCGCUCCAUUGGCUUGGACGUCGAGCUUCUCCAGUAGAUGUGUUACUUACCUCUUGACGGAUGCAGCGAGCCUGCGACGUGGGUGCCACCGGCGGAUGCAUCGAGGCUGGGUUGGGGUGGGAGGCAAACACCGGCUGAGACUUGGUGGCGGGUAGAAGGAUUCUUGGGAGAUGAAGGCAUUGAUGGGAGAAGACCACCUGGCGUUGGAGAAUGGCCCGGCUGGCAGUCACGAUUUCUGUGGCUUGGGAGAGGAGGACAGAGUUUCGAACCUUGUCUCGUGGAAUUUGCGAGUUGCUUGUUGAAAGACAGCCCCUUGCGAUUGACGACUUGGUCAGCGAACUCAACAUGGUCACGAAGUGUUUAUGGGAAUGACCGUGGAAUUGCGCAAUUUGUAUGUAAAACAGGAUUCAGUUGGCUUUGAGCACAGGUGAAAGCUACCUAGCCAGCCGAUUAAUGGGCUAGAGCGUUUGCCAUAAGAGUAUCAGCUUGUUAAGUACCUAGAAAGACCAUUUGGGUCGCGACACAA